UUUCCUACUUAUGAAUGUAUUUCCCAUUACAGAAGACGACUGCUUGAGGCAUAUUUUACGAACGCUCUCAUGAGCUGCGCUUAACUAAAUACGAGAAUAAGACAAUGUCUUAAUAGUGAAUACGGACUACUGAACGAAAUUAUUAAUUGAACGAAACGGGAGCUGCCAUGAAGCCGAGACCAGUCUUUCUGGUCUGGUGGGUGCCCCUGCUCUUGUGCAUCUCGACCCUCUGCACGGCAGACAAGUUCGCCACACUAGCCGACCCCACGGCACGCAUCGUCGAGGCCAAGACCAAAGAUGGCACCCGCAUUGUGCUGCUUGUCGCCGACGACCCUGAAGACUUGACGACUAGAACCGCCAACAUCGAGAAACGAAAAGCGGAGCCUGACAGCGGCAAGAUACCCCCGCCCCCGCUAUACCAGCUGCCUGGUCAGGGCUCGGAGAACAACUUAGUCUCUCCGCUGCCGCUUGAGGAGCCUGGCCAAGAGUAUAGCGCCCCUGCUGCGUCACAGUCCUCAGGAACUUACUUCCCUCCUACUGCUCCUUUGGGCACAUCAGGUCCUGCCUAUUCUGCUCCUGCAACGGCAUCUGGCCCUAUUUCCGGUAGAGGUAGCGGGGGAUACUCGGGUGGCGGAAGCGGAGGAAUUGAUUCAGGUUCAUUCAGACCAUCUCAACCUCUGCCAAGCGUCCCCGACCAGUCCUACUCUGCCCCAGGUCUUGGGGGUGCAGACCUAAGAAUUGUCAUCAACGGUGACGGUAACGGCGGCUUCAACGCAGGCACAAACGAACUGGGUACGGGAUAUUCUGCUCCCUCUGGCGGUGUAGGCCCUGGAGCUUUGGGCUCGCCUGCAUCGAACUACGUCGCUCCCUCUGGUGGUAUAGGCCCUGGAGCUUUGGGCUCGCCUGCAUCGAACUACGUCGNUCGGUGGAGGUUUUGGUGA
Molecule: messenger RNA, 941 nt
Organism: Hyalella azteca
Lineage: Eukaryota; Metazoa; Arthropoda; Malacostraca; Amphipoda; Hyalellidae
Product: pro-resilin
Exons: 3
Coding region: 168-941 (257 amino acids)
Source: RefSeq, a predicted model, not a curated record